CGGGAACGUAGUUCUGAUAAGUCAAAACAUGUGUCGAUGCCAUAUUGAGGAUUUUUUUAAAAUAGAGAUAUACAAUACAGCUUAGUGAUUGGCUGGCCUGUACCGAACCAGCGGAGGCGGAGGGAAUUCGGUCGAAACCGACAACGCGCUGAGCAGACAGGGAGAGUCCCGAACGUAAUCUCUGGUCAUUUUACGUCCUCGGCUUCUCAUAGACAGCAGACGUCUCUGAAUCGAUACAUGAUUGUUAAAACAUAUAUGCUUCUUUAGUUUGAGUUUUAUCUGCUGUCGACCCUUACGUUACAUUCCUGCUGGGCCAGCCGCGGACAACCCUACCGGGCAUGGAGACUGGCACCCUCCACGGGGUUACCUAGCUCUCCCUGCCCGGCCGCCCUGCCUCUCCGUCGGCGCGGGUGUCUCCCCCCGGGUCGAGCCGUCGACUGUGAUAGCGGCGCGCGGGGUUGAUGGAUGCAUUGUUGAUGCAUAUAAACCACUUUUAGAUGUUUGAAGUUUCUGCUCCAGCAGAGCUCAGAGGAGGCUACGCUGAAGCCACGUUCUUGUCGUACCUGCACUCACGAGUGGGGACGAAUGAAUCCGCAUCGAUCUUCGAAGAUAAAUACUUACAUUAGAGGUCGGAGUUUCUUCUUGGACAUUUAAAACGUCUAAGGCUUCUAUGUUGAUCCUGUGGUGCUGGGCAGAGCGUUAUGGCUCAGACGCUGCAGAUGGCAAUCCCUAACUUUGGCAACAACAUCCUGGAGUGUCUGAAUGAGCAGCGGCUGCAGGGCCUCUACUGUGACAUCUCCGUGGUUGUCAAAGGACAUGCCUUUAAGGCCCAUCGAGCAGUGCUAGCAGCCAGCAGCACCUACUUCCGGGAUCUGUUCAACGCCGGCGGUAAGAGCUCUGUGGUGGAGCUGCCUCCAGCCGUGCAGCCACAGAGCUUCCAACAGAUCCUAGCCUUCUGCUACACGGGCCGCCUCAGCAUGAAUGUGGGAGACCAGUUUCUGCUCAUGUACACUGCUGGCUUCCUCCAAAUCCAGCAGAUAAUGGAGAAAGGGACAGAGUUUUUCCUCAAGGUGUCCUCUCCAAGCUGCGACUCCCAGGGUCUUCACACGGAGGAGGCCCCAUCUUCCGAGCCUCAGAGUCCUGUCAAUCAAACAGCUGGGGGGGGUGGAAGCAGUACAGCUGCUGCAACUGUGGGGAGACCCGCCUCUUGCCUGACACCCCUACCCCUGGUGUCUAAAGUGAAGACUGAACAGGGGGCCCCCACACCUCAGCCCGCUCCACAGCAGCAGCAAGAGAGCUCUCCCUAUUCUGUGGUCUGCACCCCUGUGGCCAAGCGGCUAUGGGAGGGGGGGAGCCGGGAUGGAGGAGGGGGGUCUGGAGGAGGGGGGGGAGGUGGAAUGAGGAAGGCUGCACGCUACUCCUCCUCCUCCUCUUCUUCCUCAUCUUCCAACACAAUAAUGCAGGACGGUUUGGGGCGUGGAGCAACAGCUAAUGCCGCGAUGGUGGGGAGUGGCGGCGGGGGCACCGUUUCUUUAGGGGGAGGACUUGGAGGACUGCACAACCACAACAGCAGCAACCACAUCAGCGGUGGGACUCCUGAGGGCACCAGCCCGGGCACAAUGAGCAUGUACACCAGCGACUCACCCAUCAGUUACCACGACGAUGAGGAGGAGGACGACAUAACGGACGAGAGCGCCGAGGAGCAAUACAGGCAGAUCUGCAACAUGUACACCAUGUACAGCAUGCUGAACGCUGGGGCAGCAGUGGUGGAGGAGCGGGUGGAGGCUCUUCCAGACUUGGCCCCUGACUCAGGGAGUGGGCGGGGGGGCAGAGGGGGCAGGUCCCGGCAGGACUUGGCCUCACUGCCCGCAGAGCUCAUCAACCAGAUAGGGAACCGCUGCCAUCCAAAGCUGUAUGAGGAAGGUGACCCUGCAGAGAAACUGGAGCUGGUGAGCGGCACGUCCGUCUUCAUCUCCCGCGCCCAGCUCAUGAACUGCCACGUCAGCGCUGGCACCCGCCACAAAGUGCUACUCAGACGGCUGCUGGCGGCUUUCUUUGACAGGAGUACUCUGGCUAACAGCUGUGGGACUGGAAUCCGCUCAUCAACAAAUGACCCCAGUCGCAAACCUCUUGACAACAGAGUGCUGCAUGCUGUCAAAUUCUACUGCCAGAACUUUGCUCCCAGUUUCAAGGAGAGUGAGAUGAACGCCAUCGCAGCUGACAUGUGCACCAACGCCCGCCGCGUUGUCCGGAAGAGCUGGAUCCCCAAGCUUAAGCUACUGAUGGCUGACAGUGACGCCUACUCUGCCUUCCUGGCUGACAGCGUGAAGAUGGAGGCCGAAGUACUGGGGGCGGAGCAAGGCUUUGAUCCCGCCUCACUGGAAGCUGUUGCAGCAGCGGCAGCUGCCAGCAGCAGCGAGGCGGGAAGCGGAGCUGUUCCAGCAGACAGCAUCCAGGGGGCAGCAGGGGAUGGCAGCACUUUGUUUUGAGUGAGUGAUCAGACAAAUGGACAAAAAAACAAACAACUAAUGGAAGUAAAGACGGUCAGGAGCUUUGACCGCCAUGACAGUUUGGGGACCUGUUUCUUCUUAUUUUACCUCCCAAGUUCACUUUGUUGUGCUUUCCUUCCCUGGUAUGCGUAGAUGUUGGUCUCCCAGGUUAGACUGUUACAGGCUGAUCUUCUGGUGGAGAACGGCAGAAGGACACAGAGAAGAGUAGAGGAGCAGAGAAUUUAAAGAAGUCCCCCUCCCACACCUCUUCUCUCCAAACUUCGCGUUUCAGCCGUUUUCUUAUCAUGAUCAAUCAUAGACAUUCCCUGGGGAGGAAGGCGGUAAAUCCCUUUCCUCCCCCAAACUCCGGUAACACUGUUGUUUUGAUAUUUGAAUGUAUGCGGGGGGUGGAGCAUCCGAACAGUAGAGUCGCAUGCGUGAGAUUGUGCUGAGCCCUUUAAGUUUGUUUGUUGUUUUGUGCUCCAGGACCUUUCCUGAGAAUGCGGGCUCCACAAGGACCCAGAGGAGCAUCCAAAAAUCCUCCUGAGGGCUUCCUGAGGGAAUGACCCCCUAGGUCUGAGACGUGCUGCUGAUUCAGCAGGUUUUAUUGGCUUUAUGACCACAACCUUCCCUUAUUUUACUUCUGAAAAACAUGUUUACUUUUUUUGUCUUUUGUGUGAUUUUUAUUUUCUGAGGCCCUCAAGGGAUAAAAAAAAUUGUAACUGAUGGUUGUAUAAGAGUUUGCGUGACAUAAAUGCACUGUGUUAUUUCUUGCCGGCUGAGUACAAUCGAACUAAGUUUUUGUACGUAUAAGAAAGAGAAGAGAGCCUUUUAUUUAGAAAAAUUAAAAGAGAAAAAAAAUUAAGCUAAAAUCCAAUUUUUAUCACAGUUUUUUUUUAAAGAAAAGUUGAAAGAAGGUUUUUUCCAUCAGCAAGUUUUGCCUUGUGAGUUCAAGUACUUUUGUGUGUACGAGUUCAGUCCAGCUCCUGUUGAAAUGGAUUUCCCUGAGAAUAUUUGCAUUCACUGGUGACAGCACAGCUCUCCUCAGGCGCAGUACCGGUGUCGAUUACAUGGCUAAUUCGGGAACGGUGAAGGAAGCGUCUCUGUGGGGUCUGUGCUGGUUGGUUUAGAGGAACAAAACGUGAGCAGGAAGUCAGACGGCGAGUUUUCAAACAAUUCGUUCAUCCCUCACAACCCUGAUGCUCGUUAUGUCACUGUCAGCUUCUUCAAACACCAAAAGCAAUGUGGGAAUUAAAACGCGCCAACUAUCAGGGGUUGGGUUUCUGUAAGCUGCAGAGCGUCCCAGAAGAACCAGGUCCAGACCAGAACGUUCUGUCUGUUAGCUAGAACGUUGGCUAAAAAGUUAGGAAAAAAAA
Messenger RNA from Oryzias latipes (Japanese medaka), 3865 nucleotides. It is a transcript of the gene nacc1b, whose product is annotated as nucleus accumbens associated 1, BEN and BTB (POZ) domain containing b. The record is from RefSeq and is a predicted model, not a curated record. Gene Ontology annotation, biological process: regulation of transcription by RNA polymerase II. NCBI's taxonomy places the organism in Eukaryota, Metazoa, Chordata, Actinopteri, Beloniformes, Adrianichthyidae. Gene Ontology annotation, molecular function: RNA polymerase II cis-regulatory region sequence-specific DNA binding; DNA-binding transcription factor activity, RNA polymerase II-specific; protein binding.